AUGCCUCUUCCUUCGAGUUUCGCCUCUGCCGCUGCAGGCCAAAAUGCCAACCGUGACGCGAGAGCCGGCCGUGGUGAUGGACGUGGAGGUGCCGGAGGUGACUGGAUGGGGCGGCGUCUCCACCCCCUUGGGGCCAGAAGCGGUGGCAGACCCAACGGCACCCUCACCUUCCGCCGAUCCUCGACGACGCCAGGACAGACCUCCCACAGCGCGACGCCCUCCGAUCAAGCCUUUCCUCAGACGCCCCUGGAGCCCACGACGCCCUCGGUCGCUGGCGUAGCGAGCUACGAUUUCGCCUCACAACCCGCCCAGUACGCGAAGCAGUCCAUUCUCAACCUUUUCCAAGACGCCGCCACCCAGCAAGAGUCUUCCGAAGUCCUCGAACCUGGAUGGGCCCCUGGCCAUGCGAACGGUAACUCGUCACGUGGCUGGGGCAAGACCGGCCACACCCACGCCAACCAGGAUCCGAAUUCGUGUUGGCUUCCCGCCGCUUCGAACGGUCCCAACUCUUCGCGUCAUCUGUCUGCUGAGGAGAAGGAGGUGCGCUUGCCCGGCUCCAACAGAAGGAAGGCGCGCAGCAAGGGCGGCACCAACGGCCGGAAAACAUCCGUUUCGCAUGGGAGUGGCGGUCCUGGCUUCGGCGUCGCGUCGCCGACCUCCGCUUCUCGUCCGAGCACCCGCCGGCGCGAGACAACCGACUCGAAUCCUUUUGCUUCUGGAGGCGUCUCGUCCCCGGCCACGGCACGGUUUAACCGCGACGACAGCGGCUUCCUGUUUGGGCGCAAGGGAGGCGAGGCCAAGGACCAGGACCUGAGUGAAGAAGAAGGUGGCGCCCCCCCCAGUCGUGGAACACCCCAAGGCCGGGGUGGAUUCGGAGGCCUGAUGCGUAGCAACACAGCGGGAACUCCGAUUGCCGGCACCAACAUCAGUUCUCUGUGGGGGCAGUCGAACCCGCCGCCGCCGUCUUCGGGCAUGGGAAACUUUGGCCAGUUUGCCCUCCCGACGCCCACCGCGCUCGGGGGUAGCGUUCGUGGCGGCAGCCGCUUCGCGAAUCUGAUUCCUGGAAAAGAAGGCGCCGAGGAUGCGGGUGGCGCCAAGCAGGCCGAGACCCCUGGCGGCACCGCCGAUCGAUCGUGGCGCUCGCGCCCUCGGACUGAUACCGACCCCUUCGGCGACGACAGCCUCUCCGGCAGCGCUGCCCUCGGAGGGGCCAAGGAUACGAGUCCGCCCCCGAUGCCCAACCCCGCGACGAGCAACAUGGGAGUCUUCGAGACACCCGGUUUCCCCGGCGCCGCUUUCGGCAACUCGCUUUUCAACCCCAUGGGCGGCGAGCUCCAGUCUCCCGGCCUGUCCAGCAUUGGUGGUGGUGUCUUCGGCCCCCCGAGCGCUGGCGGCAUCGGUGCCACCGGCUCUCUCGGCCGCAGCAAGCUUGGCUCCCUCUUCCCUGCUGCGAUGCAGGCGCAGAUGCAGGGCCACGAGCAGCACGAGAACCUGAGCGACUCCCUUCCCGAUCUCCGCCAGAGCAACCCUCUUGGUGCUAUUGGCCGAAACAACUUUGCGCCCCAUCGCGAGACCGAGAGCCCCAUGCGCACCGGCCGCGGCGUCUUUGAGGAUCUGUUCCCCUCGUCCGCCGACAGCCGUGCCCACAACAACGUGUUUGGCACUCCUGGCGAGAUGCCCGGCGGCCCUCUCAGCGGCGGCCCGCAGUCGUACACCCCGAUCAACACGUCCACCUCGGACCUACCGUCUAACCAGCAGCGCCAGAUGGUCAUGCCUGAUCGUAUGAGAUGGGUGUACCUCGACCCUCAAGGUCAAAUCCAGGGUCCCUUCACCGGCCUCGAGAUGAACGACUGGUACAAGGCCAACUUCUUCACGCCGGAUCUGCGCGUCAAGAAGGUCGAGGACUCCGAUUUCGAGCCCCUUGGCCAGCUGAUCCGGCGCAUCGGCAACUCCCGCGAGCCGUUCCUCGUCCCCCAGAUUGGUGUUCCUCACGGCCCCCCUUCCGCCAACGGUCCCUUCUCGCCUGCCACUCCCGGUGGCGUCGUCCCUCCCCUCAGCGGCCUUUUCCCCAGCUUUGGCCGUACCCUCACCGCCGAAGAGCAGAACAACCUCGAGCGUCGCAAGCAGGAGGAGCAGUUCGCCAUGGCCCAGCAGCGCGAGGUCAUGAUGCGUCAGCAGGCCAUCACCAGGAUUCAGCCAGGUGGUAUUCAGGGCUCCCUGCACCACCAUUCCAGCGCUCACAGUCUGCAGAGCCAACCUAGCUUCGACAGCAUCGCCUCCCCCAUCGGGGCUCCCCUCCAGCACGCCCCGCGACCAGCAACAUGGCUCCCGGGUCUGGAUACUACUCCCCCCCCCCCCAAAGCUGACCGAGCAGGAAAAUCGACGAGGGCCCAGCUCCUCUCGCUGACGCAGCAAGUUCAGAAGGCUCAGGCGGCCGCUGCUAAGUCGGCGACCUCUGGCCUGCCCAUGCCGUUCCCGCCGCCCAUCCCGCAGUCCGGCACGCCUCUCCCCGCUCCCACGGCGCAGAGGGUGCGGUCGGGCCUCCCCGAGCAGUACAACCGCUCGCAGAGCGGCACGCCUGACACGUCUUCUCCUCAAGGAGAUCCAGGAGAUGGAGGCGCGCACUGCUGCCAAGGCCGAGGAGGCCGCCGCCGCCGCCCGCAAGCAGGCUCUCGAGAUGGAGGCCGCUUCACUCCGCGAGCGCGAGAAGGCCACGGCCCUUGCCACGGGCCUGCCGACCACGAGCACCUGGGGCAACGGUUCGCGCCGUGGCUGCCGCCAGCCCGUGGACCAAGCCCGGACCGGUCAAGGUCGGCGCCCGGCAUCAACCUGACGCUCAAGCAGAAGACGCUGGCCGACAUUCAGCGCCGAAGAGGAGCACGCAAGGAGAAGGCGCUGCCGCCCCGUGCAGUCGAGGCUUGUUUCGGCCGCGGCAAAGCCUACGCCGAUCUUCGCUCGCACCGGUUGCCGCAAGCCGCCGGGUCUCGCGCAGCAGGGUGCUCCUGCUGCUGCUGCCGGCGCCCCCGUCGGCCCCGGCUGAGCGACCGUCGGUGCCGGCGGCAAGGUCAAGCGCCGGGCGGCGUGGCUGUCGCGCAGUCGCCGGUGCGCUCGGUCAGCACGACCAACGUCAAGCCCGUGUCGUCGACGCCCAAGCCCGUGGUCACGCGGCCCGUCGCCAGCAGCGUCAGUGUGGCCGCUGGCAAGACGGACGCGGCCAUGGACGAGUUCAACAAGUGGCUCAACCGGGAGCUCACGCGGGGCGGCAUCCACGGCGUGGACAUCGACACAUUUGCCGCCAUGCUCAUGAUCCUGCCGGCGGAGACGUCGGUGAUUGCGGACGCCAUCUACGCGAACAGCAAAACUAUGAAUGGCGCUCACUUUGCGGAGGAGUUUGUGCGGCGCAAGAGGCGGGCCGACCAGGGCAUCGUCGAGAAGCAGCCGACGUCGGCGGGCGGCGAGAGCAAGACGGCGGCGUCGAGCAGCGGGUGGAGCGAGGUCGCCAAGAAGAGCGGCGCCAAGGAGGCGGGCGCUCCGACGGCCGAGACGAACAUGCAGGGUGCCGCGUUCAAGGUUGUGUCGGGACGCAAGAAGGGGUCGAAGAAAUGA
Verticillium alfalfae VaMs.102 is the source of this 3606-nucleotide messenger RNA. Its product is annotated as GYF domain-containing protein. The record is from RefSeq and is a predicted model, not a curated record. Gene Ontology annotation, molecular function: protein binding. The transcript has 8 exons. Bases 1 to 3606 code for a protein of 1201 amino acids. NCBI's taxonomy places the organism in Eukaryota, Fungi, Ascomycota, Sordariomycetes, Glomerellales, Plectosphaerellaceae.